AUGGAUGAUCAGAGGUAUCUCUACGUUUCUGACGAAGGAAAGCAUGAAGUAAGACGAUGUCAAUUGGGUGAGAAGAAUGGCAUUCUCGUAGCUGGUGGUAAUGGUAAAGGUGAUGUACUCAAUCAACUCAACGGACUGGCAUAUCUCUUUGUCGAUCGACAACAGAAUGUCUACGUAUCAGACUACAGGAAUCAUCGUGCAAUGAAAUGGAAUAAAGGCGCACAAGAAGGUAUUGUGGUCGCUGGAGGACAAGGUGAAAGGAGUGCUCUGACACAAUUGUCUUAUCCUGAAGGAAUCUUCGUUGAUACGUUGGGUACACUCUAUGUAGCAGACGAGGGGAAUCAUCGUGUAAUGCGUUGGACUCAAGGAGACAAGAAACGAGGCACUGUAAUUGUGGGUGGAAAUGGUCUAGGAACAGGAGCAAAUCAGUUCAACGUUCCCGUUGGUUUGUCUUUCGAUCGACAUGGUAAUCUCUAUGUCGCCGAUAUGGGUAAUAAUCGUGUUCAACGAUUUUCUAUCGAAUAA
Molecule: messenger RNA, 525 nt
Organism: Rotaria socialis
Lineage: Eukaryota; Metazoa; Rotifera; Eurotatoria; Philodinida; Philodinidae
Source: the annotation of a GenBank genome assembly